CUCUUCUUUUUGCUCCUCUCUCUCUUUCUUUAUCCCCCCUCUUAAGUUUUCUCUCUUUGUUUCUUGGUUUUGAUGGAGCUAGUGCACGGUAGCCGUUCUUUUUCCUCUGAAACGCCGUUUUUGGCUCCGAUUUCGCGGUCACCCGAAAGCUGUCUCCCUUUUCCUCAUGGCAUACAACCUAUGCUUCCGGAAACUUCCGUGCAAAACAACGCUUCUGAUCAAACCCUAGAAUCAGCCUUUUCUCGUCUCAGUGUGUCAACCCAGGGGAAUCAAGAGUUAGGCUAUCCGGGUUUUCUUGGUGGUGAAUAUUUGGAGGGGUCUGGGAGUGGGAUUGGUGGUGGGUUGGCAAGAACAGGACAUGAGAGAAACAAUGCCGUUGACGGUUUGAAUGUGGGUUUUGGUGGAGGGAUGAUGGUGGGCCCAGAUAUUGACAGUUGGGAUACUUUCAUGUCUAGUUCAUAUCAACCCUCCAAUUUAAAUGGAAAUGGGUAUUUGCUUGAUUCAAGAAGAAGUGAACUUUUCAAUGAAUUCUCAAUAUUACCCUCUUCCAGUCAAAAUAGAUUCUUGGCUGGUUCUGCUUCUGCUGGUGGUUGCACAAGGGCUUGUUGUUCAAAAAACAGGAAUGUAAUGAGAUCUAGUUUGAAUAAUAACAAUAACAAUAAUCUGAAUAAUAGUAAUAGUUUCAGGAGGCCCCAUUGGUUACAGGAGCCUUUGAAUUGUUUGAGGCUAGGGGAUUUGAGGGGUAGGAUUGUGGCCUUAGCAAAAGAUCAAUAUGGAUGUAGGUUUUUGCAAAGGGCUGUUGACGAAGCUUCAAAGGAGGAAAUUGAUAUGAUUUUCAUAGAGACUAUUAACCAUGUGGGUGAGUUGAUGUUGGACCCUUUUGCAAAUUAUGUUGUUCAAAAAGUUGUGGAAUUGUGUAGUGAUGAACAAAAGAAUCAGAUUCUUUCAAUGGUUACUAAGGAUGAUUUUCGACUUGUUAACAUUUGUCUCGAUACUCAUGGGUCUCGUGCUGUACAGAAAUUGUUGGAGAAACUUACUACUCAUCACCAAAUCUCAUUAGCUAUGUCAGCUCUAAGCGCUGGUGCAGUUGCAUUGACCAAGGACAUGAAUGGUCAUCGUGUGAUCCAAUGUUGCUUGAUAAAUUUCUCCGACGAAGAUAAUAAGUAUCUUCUGAAUGAGGUGGCGUAUAACUGUUAUCAAAUUGCAACAGAUAAAAGUGGGUGUUGUGCUCUGCAACAAUGUGUUGACCACUCCAAGGGAGAGGUAAGAGCACAUCUGGUUCGCGAGAUAAUAGCAAAUGCUCUACACCUAGCAGAAGAUCAAUAUGGCAACUAUGUGGUGCAACAUAUACUGGGAUUGAAAGAACCACAAAUCACGGAAAGUCUUCUGAGGCAGCUUGAAGGGAAUUAUGCAUCUCUUUCCUGCAAUAGAUAUGGAAGCAAUGUUGUGGAGAAGUGCUUGAUUGAAUCGGGAGAACAGCAGUGUACAAGAAUUAUAAUGGAGUUGCUUAGAAGUCCCACUGCAUCAAGGCUUCUUGUCGACCCUUUUGGAAACUAUGUUAUCCAGUCUGCUUUAUCAGUUUCUAAGGCUUGGGGUAGGCACUCAGACAAGUUUGACCAGUGUGAUUAUCAGAGGCUUUGUCUACAAUGCUUUGCUGAAUCUGGUGCGGGUUAACUAUCCAAUGAUGCGCAGCCAUGUUUAUGGAAAAUGGGUGCUUAGAAAAUUACACAUGUACUCUUAGAAACUUACAAAAGUAUAACAUGGGGAGAUAUCCUAAUAAGAUAUUUUCACUACAAUCGGUCUUAGGCAUUUCCUUUUCCCCUCAAAAUCUUCUAUCACAUUAGGAUUAUUGUGGACUUACUGAGUUUAUAUUUGAUCUGAUGCCUCAUAGUGUAGGAUUAUUGUUGCUGUUGUAGUUUGUAGUCUUUGUUGGCCGUCACAUGAAUCCCUGAGGUAUGCUACACUCCAUGUUUGGAUCGUGAAAGCAGCAGAUACUCUGCUGUUGGAUACAGAAAUCAUGAAACUUGAUGUAUGAUUGUUCUUUUGGGGAUUUGAAAGGGGAUAAACCAUAUUUUGAGGUUUUCCCACUUUUGUUUGUCCUACACUGUAUAUCUAGCAUUUUUUUUCUUUAAGGGCAUUGAGUUAUUCCGACUCCUUUUUCAUGU
Messenger RNA from Theobroma umbraticum, 2165 nucleotides. Its product is annotated as pumilio homolog 15-like. The record is from RefSeq and is a predicted model, not a curated record. Lineage: Eukaryota; Viridiplantae; Streptophyta; Magnoliopsida; Malvales; Malvaceae. Gene Ontology annotation, biological process: post-transcriptional regulation of gene expression. Gene Ontology annotation, molecular function: mRNA binding. Gene Ontology annotation, cellular component: cytoplasm.